Messenger RNA from Daphnia pulex (common water flea), 1451 nucleotides. Its product is annotated as serine hydrolase-like protein. The transcript is spliced from 3 exons. The record is from RefSeq and is a predicted model, not a curated record. NCBI's taxonomy places the organism in Eukaryota, Metazoa, Arthropoda, Branchiopoda, Diplostraca, Daphniidae. The coding region runs from base 220 to 1233 and encodes 337 amino acids.
GCCCGAGGCAGAUAACCGGAAAGUACCGAAAACAAGUCCCUAGCUAAAGUAAAGUCAGUUAAGCUUUCAUAGACUGCCAAGAAGGGGGUGUUGAUUUGUUGUUCCUGGUUAUAAUUUCCUAUUAAUGUUCGUGUCAGAAAAAAAAGAAAUUCGUUUAAUUUCUUGUGGUCUAGAAAAGGCAAUUUAAAAAGAAUUCGAGUUAACUGAAGGAAUAAAAAAAUGACAGAUGACUCGGCAGAACUAGAAAGACAGAAAUUGUUGUACCGAUUGCAGCAUAUCAUUCCGCGCAGCUUAUCCACGUCGAGUUUUUAUAAUAACAAACUUCAAAUUCCUUCGUCUAAUAAGACGUCUGCUGAUGGCCCUCAAGAUGUUGAAUUUCAAAUGACUUGGGGGAAAGUGGCAGCCAGAAUAUGGGGCCCACCUGAUGGACGUCCAGUGUUCGCUAUCCACGGAUGGUUGGAUAACGCUGGUACGUUUGAUACCUUGAUACCUUUAUUGCCCAAAGACUUGCGUAUAGUUGCUGUCGAAAUGCCCGGUCACGGUCUAAGUGAUCCCUUCCCUCCCGAUGCCGCCUACAAUUUCAUGGACUGUCUAGUCGCUAUCGAGCGGUUUGCCAAGUACUUUAAAUGGGAAAAAUUUUCGUUUAUUUGCCAUAGUCUAGGAGCUACUAUGUCUAUGAUGUAUGCCGGAAUUUACCCUGAUAAAGUUGACAAACUCGUCCAACUCGACAUCGUGCGAGUGGAAACUACCAAACCGGAAUCGAUUGAUUACAGAUUACGAAAAACGGUUGGGAAAUUGCUCAAGUACGAGGCUGAAAUCAUUGCUGGGCCGGAGAAACCUUUCAGUUACGAAGAAGCCAUCGAGAAAUGUAUCGGCGGAACAUUUGGAUCGCUCGAUAAAAAAGCCUGUGAUAUUCUAUUCAAACGUGGAUUGAAAAAAGUUGAAGGAGGAUACGUUUUCCGUCGCGAUCGACGUCUGCUAGCCGCCCCACUAUCAUUUGCUCCGAAAGAGGAUCAACUCAUUCUUGCACGCAAAGUCACGGCCGAUGUCCUAAUUAUCAAAUGUAGUGAUGGACCUGAUUUUGAAACUGCGGAAAAUUCAUUGGAACACGUUGAAGCACUCAAGACCAAUGCGAAACGUGUUCAAUAUGUCAUAGUGGAAGGCAAGCAUCACACUCAUCUGACAAAUCCUGAGCUUGUCGCUCCAAUCAUCACCGAGUUUUUCAACACCUAAAGAGUGAAUUCAACAACGGUCAGUUUUCCCUGUUACGACCAUUUUUACUUAUCUUUCUUUAAUGCACAUAUUUCACGUUAACAUAAAUUGUUUUUGUACUAACUUGUAGUACGUUUUCUGAACAGUAAUGUGUUAAUAUGUCUGUUCGUUUCAGAAACUAUAAUAAUGGGUUUUGUAUGUAUUAUUGGAUGACACAAAAUAAAAUAAAAAAUACUUGA